GUCCUCGUCCGCCCCCGAACGUCCCGCGAGCUUGUCGCCCGUUCACCACUGCUACCGACGUCGUAUCAUCGCCGUUCACGUUCACCGAGGGCCGAGACCGUAGUUCAGUAGUCGUCCAAUAUGUUGUGCGCGAGGCGGUUGGUGUGUUACACCCAGUGGCGGGCGUCUGAAGUUCUACGCUGAAAAGAAACUUUGGUCGUAUCCAACGGGAAAAUCUAACGCCGUGACGACAACGCGUGUUGUCGGACGUUACAGCGUCGCUGUCGUCGUAUAGACGGUCGACUGUAUACAUUAUAAUUUUACGAUUAUCUAUUCACGCACGUACACACACGGAUAAAAUGUGUAAGAACGUAACGUAAAAAAAUAACAAUAAUAAUAAUAAUAGUAGUAAUAUAUCGUCCAUGCGUGGGCGUAUAUGUGCCAAAGUCGUCACUUGUUGAAUGCUAUAAUCGCGCAUCAUCAUCAUCGUCGCUACCAUCGUCCCUGUGGCCGUCCCGAUCACAAUUUUCCGCCUUCUUCACUAUGGACGCGAAUACCAGUAUGUAGUUUAACCCCCGUUAAUUACAAUUAUAUUUUAUUUUAUCAUACCAUAUGGCCGGAACAAAACUUUAUGUCAAUAUUGUUUUAACCGGCAUCGCCGCCGUUACUGGUGCACUCGACUGGUCGCAUUACACAUUAUGAUAAUAUGUAGUUAUAUUUCUACGGAAUUCGCUAACAUAUGGGAUCGUUAAUUUUGUAUUUAUUUUUUUCAGGUAAAAAGUUUAAGGAGCAACUCAUCAAAAAUGUGAAAAAAGAGGUACGAAAUUGCACUUUCAAUCGCGAUAGUACACCUAAGCAUUAUAUUACGUGGUUUAGGUAGCUUUUUGAUAAAAUUACAGUUAAUAGGUAAUUAGCAAACUCGGAGCUUUCGAUUUUCAUCGACGUCCGUGGACCACGUAAAAAAUGCAAUUUGUUUGAUUUAAUUUUAAAACGAAAGUUAAAAACAAAAUAAAAUAAAUUAAAAUACCUAGUUAUUUAAAUAUAAAAAUAAUUAUAUUAUAGUACACAGGUAAAUUUUAUUUCUUAAUUAGGUAAGGAGGUAUAUGGGUCGAAUUAAGAUAAACUAAAGGUACGCCAUAAAACACAAAAUUAAAAUGCAAAUAUCAUUUAAACGACAUAUAAUUUUAUUAUUAAUUACAUUAACAUGUUAUAUUAUUAUGAUAGGUACUUCUUAUAAUACCUAAAUUGUAUCUAUAAUAUAUGUAACAUAGCACUUAAACUAUCUGUAAUGCACAUACAAAUUAUGAGGUUACUUUACUAAAGUUGUUUUUUCCCCCGUUUUGACGUUUUUUGUGGUUGUUCAACACUAACCCAGUUUAAAAAUUGUAUAUUUUAGUACGCGUAUUGCGUGUAAUAGUUAUAGGUAGCCAGGUAUGUAUAUUGAUUCAAAUAAAAUCGAUUUGAUGUUUAUACUGGCUUAUAUUUGGUUUUUGUUUGUUAAUUGUUUCUAUGAAAUUUAAAACAAACAACUAUUUAAUUUAAAUGUCGUCAUGUCAAACAAGGCCGGAGUUAAACGAUAAGUAUUUAGUCUUGAGCCUAGUAUAUUUUGAGGCCCCUGCGUGGUGGUCUAUCAUAAACAAUUUACGAGUUGGUUUUUAUGAUCAUUUUGAUCGAUUUUGAGAUAGUUUUGACUCCUUACUUAUGUAUUGAAAAAAUAUCUUAGAUUCAACAGAAUCAUUAAAGAAUAAUUUGGGAGAUUAAAGGUUAUUAUCACUAUCGUUUAAACGAUUCAAAAUUUAUUUUAAAUGUAUACAAUGUGUCAAUAUAUCAUAUUAUUAUAUACUAUAUACUGGCUGUAUCUAUAGUUAACACAUUUUGAAGUAAUUGCAUAGUGAGUUUGUUUCAUGGCAUAGGUUUUGUAACUAAUCUAUGUCUUUAUAAGGUCUGCAUAUACACUGAGCCGAAUAGAUUGUAUUUCCUUAAACUUAUAUCAGACCCAUAAACAAUUCUGUACUUAAAAAUUUAUAACAUUUCUUUAUAUUUUAUCCCCAGAGAUCAGAGUGCAGUGGCCACACUCUAACCUGAGCAGAUUAUUUUAGAUUCGGAGCGUAGCUAUUAGUUUUAGUACGAUGUAUUUUGUAUUUUUUCUGUUUUUGAACAUCUUUUCUAUGAAAAAUUUUUUCUCCGAAAUACCAAAUGUAGCACAAUGUUAAAAAAGUAAGAUAUGUAGGUAAUCUAAUUUAUAACCGUAAGCAACGAUAAAUCAUUGUUGAAUAAAAAUAAUUCUGAUCGAAGUUCGGUUAAAUAUGUUUUGAUAAUUAACUACAAAAUAGAUUACUAUCAUCCAUGUUUUUCGGGCUAAAUGGUCAUUUUUUUAUAUAGAGUAAAAAUUGUAACAUGUCGCGAUGUUUUAUUAAUGUUUGAAUUUUAUACGUUAUAUUAUGCCAUAUAAUUGAAUUUUUGAAAAUCCAAAAAUAUUGUAUCCACAUAAUUCCAAACGAAGACUGAAAAAAAAUGCUGAGUGUGUUUUGAGUAUUACUCAUUACUCACUGAUGAAGUAAAACGUGUAUGGAGUUGGUGGAAUUUUAGGCUUUGCAAAUAAAUAAAAACAUACAAAAUUUAUAAUUUGUAUACAACAUUAUAUUAUUGUCUUAUGAUAAUUUAAAUAAUAAAUGUAUGUUUGUAAUACUAUAUAGAAUCAAGAAAUCGUGUGAAACCAGCAUCAACGGUGAUGUCAGACUUUAUUGUUGAUAUCAUUGGUGCUUCCUGUAUAGCGAUUGUCAUUUCCCUUAAUUAGCUACAUUUAAACAAUUCAAAUGUGGUAAAAUACUAAUCAGACAAAAAUUAAAUUAAAAUUUUUAUUAAGCGUACCGUGGGACAUCAACAAAUAUUGAAAUUUUUCCUCGGAUGGUUCUGAUAACAUUCUUGCUGAUUUUUAUUGUUACGGUACUUUCGACAACGAUUAACAUUUCCCUUAAAGUGCUGGCAGCAUAUGAAAAUUCGUGUUUUUUCGCUGUUGCAGUGUUCACUGCGGUUCGUUGAAUGAUUUUUCGCUACGACCGGUGAUCUUGACGAAAUUGGACUUUGCCCGCGCAGCUAUUUUUCAUUUCUUAUGCGCGCGCAUCUUUAUUUUGAUUCUGAUUUCACCACGCCGAUUGGUUUUAUCGAAUUUUCAGUUAGCGUUCGAGCUCUGUGCGCGCAUCUAUUUUUUAGAGGUUUGAUUGGGAAUGUAUAAGGAUAUUUGAGAGUAUGUGUUGAAGUAAGAAGGGUAGGGGAUUAUUAGGUUGCUGAGGAGGGCAAAAUAGGGUGGUGCCAUUUGUAGAUCAGUACAAAUAUAUCGUCGGGUAAAAAGUUGUUGACAAAAAUACAAAAAAUGAAUCGCAAGUGAUAGCAUUUUCAGACAAAGUGUUAUCAUUGUAAUUCGGAGGAAAAUUUCUGGUAGAAAAGUUGUUCAUUGGUCAAAAAAAGCCAUAAUAUUUUUUUACUAAUACCUAUACAUUUUGUACAUUUUCCAAUUUUUUCCUAUUUAUAGAGAAAACUCUUAAGAAAACCAAAAAAAUGACCUCCUUAAAGUACCUCCCUAGUUUGAUUGCCUCCUAAAAAAAAAAGGUUAUCAUUGAAAAGCGGAACUAAAUAACUGGUAGAAAAGUUGUCCACAGAAAAAAAAAUAAACAUCAUUUUAAAAUCAUAAGCUUCUUCGCUUCACUUAGAAUUUAAAAAUAUUAAUUAUAAGUUUUAAUUUUAUUUUUUACAAUUGAAUUUCGGUAUUUCAGUAUUGUCAAGUUUUUUACAUAAUUAUCAUUGUUAUUUAAACGGGUUAUUAUGAUUUUUCAUUACUUAACAUUACUUUAGUGCAUUUAGUCUUGAAUAAUUUAUUUUUGACUUUAGUUAAGAUUUAAUGCGCUUUAAUUUGCUAAAUAUCCGUUCGUCAGAUGUAGUAGCAAAAAAUGAGCAAAAAAAAAAAAAGUGCCACAGUGAUAUUAUAAAUGGUUUAAAAUCACUUCACACAUAAUUCUUGGUAAUAAUCAAAAUUAUAUAAAAUUAAUUUCUACAAAAUUUAUUUUUAUUUUGGAAAUUAAUAUUUAAUUAAUUAUCACGUCUAUUUUGAGUUACUAUUUUCGUACGAAAUUAUUACUAGAUUUUGUACUAUUUCUAUUAUUAGGAUUAUACAAGUACCUAUAAUUUCUUUCCUUAAGUAAAUGUUUUUACUUUAUUUAUUAAUAAUUGUAUUAAUUAUAAUAAUUGAUUCAAUGUAUACUUAAUACUUAUACGUACUUAUCUAUGGUAUAUGAGUUAAUAACUUUUAAUUGUGCUUAUAAUGUAUAUAUGUAUAUUAUACAGUUAAUUUACUAAAUCAUAGAAUAAUUUAAAGGUAACUUUGAUAUAUUUCGGACUAAAAUUAUCAAAAUAACGUAGUUUUAUAACCCAUACAAAAUAAAAUGAAUAUUUCUAAGUAAAUAAAAGCACAACAUUUUUUUAUAUGGUUCUAUAUAAUAUAAGUUAUUUUUAUAAAAAAUUAAAAUUAAAAGAAUUAAAGAAUACUUUUAAAAAUAUAUACAGACAAUUCCAUCUAAUAAUAUUACACUUUAGGUUAAUCAAUGUCUCGUGUGAUUAUGAUUACUGAUUUUGCUUUUUAUUCAAAUUAUCAUAAAUUUAUACAACGUGCACGGGAUAUCCCGCGAGCUGAAAAUAACUUUCAGUAAACGUUUUAUAAGCGAAAAUAAAUAUAUACAUCGCGAUGAAAUCAAUUUUUAACCACUUCCCCCUCCCCAAAAAAAAAAAAAACAAUAAAGAAAAAAAUUAAAUUUAUUGUAUAACAAAAUAUAAAAAUACAAUACUAUUAAUACUAAUAUAUUAUAUACUAUAUUCCUAAAAAAGUGAUGAAAUUUGAGUGUAACAAUUUUUGGAACGUAGAUUUAAAGUGGAAUUUUCUUAAACCGCACAUCCUUGGUACUCACGCCGAGCAUUUACAAAAUGUUGUCUCACGGUUUCAUUUGGCUGGAGGGAUCUGUAUGAGAUGUUUAAAGAACAAUUUACAUCUACUACCCAGAACAACAUGGUAGAAUUGAUAUUGAAAUUCAAUCUCACUUUUUUAUGUUGUUUUUAGUAAUAUGUAUACAAAAAAAAAUGUAGGCUUCGAUAGUAUGUACUUCGGGGAAAAUUCAACAAAAAUACACUUUAUUGAAUACUUUUUACUAACUAAACCUGCACGUAGGCCAUGAAAGUCUGUGUACGUUUAUGUAAAUUUAAAAUUGUGUAUUUCUAUAGUCUAUUUUUUUCAUUAAAAUCCUUUCUAAUAGAUAAACUUAAUAAAACCUAAAAUUAAAUAAAUAUCGUCUACUUGCAUAAUGUGUUUAUUUCUGAAGACAUGGCAUUCCCGGUUCAGACGGGAGUUUAGGUGAAUCCCCAGACCUUCGACUAUUUUAUUGACUGUAUAUUCUUAUGGGAUAUUUGAACGAAUCAACAUCAUUGAGAGAAGUUUGGUUUAACAUGUUUCAUUUAUAUGCAUAGAUUUUUCAUUGUUGAUUUAAAUUUUCUGAAUUUCUUCUAUCUGUAAGUUUUUAUAAAAUUUUACAAAUUAUAAUUAUAAGUACUGUUAUUUUUGUUAAAAUUUGUUUAUUAUAAUUUUUGUUAAGUUAACUUAAAUUAGAUAAUUAUCGAAAAAUUAAUGAAUAUUAUUUAUAUAACAGGUGAAACAAAUAAUGGAAGAAGCAGUAACUAGAAAAUUUGUACACGAAGAAAGUGGUUCAAUUACAUCUCUUUGUGGUAUAGUAUAAUAUUAUAAUUUUAAUAAAACUAAAAAAAAUAGGGACAAAUGUUAAUAUGUUGUAUUGUAUUAUUGGUAAUUGCUAAUAAUUAGUUUUGAAUUUCAUCGUCCUUGUCAAUUUUGAAUACAAUUUUUAGAUUGUAAAUAACUGCUCAGAAUGUUUUUUAAAAAUACUCUGCAUGUAAAAAAACAAUACAAUUGAUUAAAAAAUGAUUGUAAUAUCAGAAUUUAUUAAAGUCGUAUGUAUAAAGAUAAUAUUUAUAACAAUUACUAUAAAAUAAUAAUAAAUCACUAGUUGAAGAAAUAGUUACAAGUUAAAAUAUUAUUUAUUGGAUUCAUUAUACUGCCACACGAUUAUAUAAGAUUAUAUAUAUUAUAUUUUAUAUAUAUAUUAUAUUAUAUUUUCAAACUAUUUAAGUGCAGAUUUUUUAAAAAACCUUUCUAAAACCGAAAUAAAUAAAAGAAAUUAAAUUUAACUUUUAAACCUAUCAUUGUUUCCAUCUCCCCUCUCGUAAUUGACCUGUGGUAGUUUAACGUUGUUGUAUUGUACAUUUUCAGAACUAUGCGUGCGAUAUAUUCAAUUGUGGGUCAUUUACAAACAAACAUACACUUCGUUUUAUGAUAUAAAUUAUGACGACGAAUAUUUUUUAACUGAUUAUUUACAAUAACAAGAAGCCAUUGUCCAUUUUCCAAUCGAUAUUUAGGUGCUAUCUGUUAAUUUUAAAACACUUUUACAGCAUCAUAAAGUGGGUUCAAGGACAUAAUAUAAAAUCAAUAAUAGUUUCUUUAAUGAAAUUAGAAGCCGAGCGGGACAUAAUAUAUUAUACCAUGACUGUUAUAGGUGGGAAGUUGGGAAUGUAGAAUAAUUUUUGUCUUGAUUUAAAUUUAAAACUGAAAAUAUGAGUGUUUAAUGGAAAUUUUAUCAGUUUAAAAAAUUGUGUAACUAACUUUGUAUUCAAUUUUCGAUGUUUCUUAAUGAAACCAAAAAUAUAUUAUCUACACUAUUGAAAAAACUGAAAAAUUUUGAAAUUUUAAAAAUAAAAUACAUUUUCUCAAAAAUCAAUUUUGCAUGGUUAAUAAUAUUCUUAUUUUCCUUAAUUUUUUUGUUCGAUUUUACAUCCCAUUUAUCAAAAACAAAUAAUGUAUAUGAAUAUAAAAUUAUAUCAGAUAUUGCUCCUGAAUUUAAUCAUGUGUAAUAAAUGUAAAGUAAAUUUUUUAGUUAAUAUCAUAUUCAUUAACAAAAGAACACAUAUCGUUUAUUAAUCCGUUUAGAAUUUAAAGUUAUUUUCAAACUAUACCAUAAAAUUGUAUUUAUAAUUGACCUUAUCAUUUAUAUAAUUGAAUAACUGAAGUUUGUAAACAAAAUUGAAGCUAUUAAUAUUUGUUAUUAAAUAUUGUUCAUACUUUGAUGGACUUUCUUUUAUGUUUUAUACAUUUUAAAAUUUUAUAAUUUUAAAAGAAUAACCUAUAUCCUUUUCUAUGGAUUUUGAUUGAUAUUGAAUUGUAAUUUAUGACUUAUAUUUAUACUUGUACCAUUCGUAUUCUAAAUCUAAGUAUACAUAAAAUAAUAUGUAAUAUAUUUUAUCAAUAAUUAGUUAUUUUUUAGUAUAUUAUGACCCAGUAGCGCACGCAAGAUUUUUUCCGGUUAGGGGUUUUGCUUAUAAUAAUUUCUUAGAAGAGGAUAGCACAUAUUAUCAGUACAGUAUUAUCACUAUUAUUACCGAAAUAGAUGGCAAAAUAAUUUAAUGAAAUUAAAUGUCAUUAUUUUAUUCUGUGGUUUAAGAUAUUAUACUGCUGAAUGUAAGACUUGAUUUAAACAAAUUUAGUGAAGAAAGACAUUUCAGGAGGAGGAUGGAUUCUAGCCCUCUAACGCUCUUCUGUGAGCGUCAUUGUCAUGUCUUUGUGUAUCACGGCAUUGAUAUUAAAAGUAGUGUAGUAUUUAGGAAAUUAUCAUGAGGGGGGAGAGAUUAACAUAACUCUCCAGAAAAAGAUUCUUGGGGAGAAUCAUUCCCACACCUCUCUCAAGUCUCAACUAUAGUCUCAUAUUUUCAAUACAAAAAUUUUAAAUUAUAAAAAAUAAUAGUAACUUUUAUAGGGUCGUAACUGCACGCAUCAUGCAAAAACUAUACCUACCUACUGGAUACCUACCUACUGGGUGUUUCAUGAGAGAGAUACUUAAAUAUUUUUCAUUUUUUAAAGGAGAAUCACACUUAUUUUGUAUUUUCAUCAUUGUAAUACGAAAAUUGAAUAAUUUUUUGAAUUUCUAAGAUUGAAACACUCAAUUAUGAAUUUUAAAUUUGGUUUUCGUGGACAAUAAUGUUCUAACAAGGUGCCUCUAUAUAAUUAUAUAUACUACGUAGAUAUUGUUAUAAAAUACGAGUACACUUUUAUAAAUGAGAAAGUUCCCUUUUUCCUGACCAAGUGAAAGCUCAGAAUCGUUGUUUAAUGUAAUUAUAUUUAUCGUUUCUAUAAACUAUAUUUAUACUCAGUAAGUUUUUUGAGGAAAUAGGUGGAAAUCCAACCGUACCAAUAUAUAUCUUUGUCUACAAGGACAAACAAAGAAUACGUAUUUCUCACAAAAGCGAAAUGUCGAAAAAUUAAAAAUUACCUCUCUUAUGAACUAGGUUACCCGCUUCGUGUUCAAUUAAAUAUGUAUUUCCUAGGUGGUUGCAGAAUAAAACAUUUUUUCGUAUUUUCUCGGUCCAAAAAAUGUGUUCUGAGCAUAAAAAAAACACAAGAUUUUAGUUAUUUUAUUCUGCUCAGAAUCCAAUAUGUAGACUUAUAAAGGCGAAUAUAUAAAGCUUUAGACGCAAGUCCCUCCCACCCUGCAGCCAUUUAUACUCAGUUCUCCUAAUUAUAAGUAAUAUAGCGUAUUGUAUAAUAGAGAAUUCAAAAUAAUAUGAAAUUCCAAAGAUCUUCAUCGUAAAACGACCUUUAACGAAAAAACAAAUAAUUUAUGGUUUUAAUAAUAAAUACAUAAUACUUAUACACAUAUAAUCUAUAUUCUACAAAGCCAUAUAGGUCACAUGUUAUUAAAAUCACAGAUAUUACAUGUUUCUUUAUAGCUGCUGUUGAAUCAUGUCUGUCACAAGGACUGCGACGCAGAGCAUUGGGUUUAUUUAAAACAAGUUCAACAACAGCUUUAUUGCAUAAAAUGGCAAAAAAUUUUGAACCAGCUUUAAUAAUUAGUCAGAAAGUUCAAGAAAUGGAAAAUUCUGAUCCAAAUAGGUAAAUAUAUAAUAUUAUAGUAGAUUUUUUUUAAAAUUAACGAGAUAAUACAUACAAAAUUAAUAUUAAUAGGGUUUGUAUUUAUAAGAAAUAUUAUACCAUUUUUUUGUUCAUAAAUAUUUAGGUACGCAUUAUUUCUUAUUAGGUACAUUAUUAUCAUAUAUAAAUGUAUAUCUUUUUAUUGCUAUAAUAAUAAAACAUAAUUUUAUCACAAAAUACGAAUUAUUCGUAAUUUAAAAUAUUUAAAUAGUUUUCAUUUUUUUUUCCGAUUUUUCUCUUGUCAUUGAUGAAAAUAAUUUUUUCUUCUAGUUAACUAUAUAAAUAUAAAGUAUUAUAAAAAAGACCUUGCAAACAAAUUAAAACAAGUAGCUCUAUAAUUUUACAUUAAUGUUAUUUUGUAAUGUAAAACCACUAUCUUUUUUUGAUUUUCAAAUUACAAACUAUACUAAUAAUCCUACUUAUAGAUGGAAUAUUAGUUUAAAUUUAUUUUGGUAUUGAAAUUAUUGAUAUCCAUCAACCCAUUGAUAGCAUAUUGCAUUUUUAACUUUGGGUAGAGGAGAAUAGUUUCGCACCAUUUGUGUGGCAGCAUGGUGAGCAGCGUUUGAAUAGUGCUCCACAAAUCUCCUCCUACCUAAACCUAAAAGUGGAAUAUUUCAACAACGGGUUGAUAGAAAUCAAAAAUAUCAAUACAAAAAAUUAUUUAAACUAAUACUUGAUAUAUUUUGGGAAUUUUUAAUAUAGGUUACUUUUUGAAAAUAAAUAGUUGGUUUUGAUUUUAUCCCCAAUACUAAGUGUGACAAAAAAUAACAUAAAUGUAAAGUUUUUAAGAUGCUCGUUUCUUAAAAGUUCUAUAAAACAAAUUCGGAAAAAAAAGUUGAUAUUUUUUUAGAUAAUGAGUGUACGAACCAGUCAACUUAAUCGCCUUUUAUACAUCAACCAUUUACUAAAAUCAAUUCAUAAAAUAACUGCUUAUGUUUUAUAAUUUAUAUUGUAGUUCAAUGGUAAAGUUGUCGAAAUAUUUUUGAUACUGAGAAAUGUCGGUUGGAAAUGGUUUCGUUUAAAAUUAUUGUGUUACGAAAAAUAAAUAACAUUAUUACGUAUGUACAAUGUAUCUGAAUUCAUAAAGUUAUAAUCUAUUUAUUAAAUUAAUACACGUAGGUAGUGACAAAAUUCGUCAUAGAAAAUGAUGUAAGAUUAUCGAAAAAGGAAAUCGAAGAAUGUACUAUAGUACUAUAUGAACCAUGUCUAAUAUAGACAUGAAUAGGGAUAGUUACUAGAAGUUUAGAGAAUUGAGUUACGAAAGAGAAGCAUGACGACGGAGGUUGAUCCAGAAAUUCUGCAUGGGGGGGGGGGUCACAACUCACAGAGCAGGAAUAGCGAUAAAGCUAAGUGAUUAUUGAUACCAGCUACUCUUAACUAGUACUAACUAGCAUUAAACCCUGCUUUAGAGGAGACUUGGGGGAGCGCACCUCCUUCGCGCUUCUCUUAGAUCCAUCACGUCUGCAUAUUAAACUGCGGCAAACCAAAUAAAUUAAUGAAACCUUUCAAUACUCCACUCAAAAGUGUGUGUACAAUUAUCAUUAUAAUAUCAUAAGUAUCAUAAUAUCAAACCAUAUGUGACAUAGUUUUGGUUGGAAAACGCAAAUAGACAACAUUUUACAAAUUCCACCAAAAAUCAAUGGCGAUUAAUAGAAAAUUCUGAGAAUUUUGAACAUUUUUAAUGGUCUUAAUAGUUAUUAUUACAAACAUAUAAUACAUUAAUAAAAACGUAUGUACUAAAUAAAUAUGACAUAAAUAUAUGUACCUGGGUUGUAAUUAAGUAAUGAUUUACUUUAUUAUUUUGUAAAUUAAUGCGAUACACCCACACAGUGGUGUAACAGAAUCGUACCAGAUAUAACGGCUGGCGCUAGUCACAUGGUUGAUUAACAAUAAUAUACAAUUAAAUAAUAUAUACAGUACACAAUUACGUGGUCAGAUGGACGGGAGCGUGCGCACUGAUAAAAUGGCAGUGGCAUAUAACCAAUGGCCUAAAUGGGGCAAAAUGCCAUGAGUUUAAAGCUGAUGAGGGCUUUAGCAGUGGCAUAGACCAGAGCCCAAGGCAUUAUUGAACAGGUGAGAGUCUUUUUGAAGACUGGAAUCCGACUGAGCACGGUUGCAAUCAAACAAUAGGAAUCCAAAAAACAACACGAUUGAGCACGAAAAUAGGUGCGACGUUGCCACGUUGUACCGUAGAAUAUUAUUAUUAAAAAAUAAUUUUAAUUUAAUGAAUUUCCGUAAUGAUAUGUUGUCCAUUUGAUUGCAGUACGAUAUUUUUCUCUUGUUCAGAAUAAAUUGUUGCUGUACAAACAUUUUUUGUACAUCACCAUUUCAACAAUUCACCUUUUUUUCUCAACCCAAUAAAUUUGUACUUGAAAGCUCCAACAUUUGCCAACUCUUUGCCUCUCGGAUAAAAUAAUUUGUAUUUUAUUAUUUUCUAUCAUAAAAAUCGUAAAAUUUACAAAAUACACACUAUUUGUGAAGGAACAAGAGCACGAGACAACAGAACAGACUGACUGUGACCAAGUCUUAUUUACAGCGUAAGUACAUACAAUUACAUUUAAUCACAUUUUAGUACAAACGUUGAAGAUAAAAUGCUGGUUUCUUACCUAUCCUAGUUAUUUUCAACUUCCGUGGGUACUUUUCGAUUGAUAGCAAAAUCUUUUUCAAUUAAUAUGUUAGUUGCCUAUUAGUAAUUUACACAUCAUACGCACUAGUGAAAAUCUGAAAAUGUUGUACACAGUAUUUAUUUUUUUAUCGUGCUCAAUCGGGUCGUCAAAAAGGUCAGCCGAUAACGACCUUGCUCAAUCGAGUAUCACCGCUUUUUGAAUCGCCUUUUUUUUCUGCUAAUUGAUUCGGCCUUUAGGACCUUAACACAUUAUUUUGCCACGGAUAUUAGAAAUUCUAGUUACGCCAUUGAGUAUAACGCUAGCCAUAACACGUUCUAGUGAUGUUAAAAAAUGUGAAAAAUAUUUAUGACACUAUGAAUAUGCUAUUGUGACAAAAAAAAAAAACAAUAAUUGCUACUAUAAAUGCUACUUUUUUAUUUUUCACGUACCUAUGGCAUACCUAUCCCAGUCAAUAUCACAAUAAUCCAUAAAGUGCUACUCUAUUUAGUUGUGAUAUUGGAUAUUUAUCUAGUGUAAAUGUGAAAUAAUCAUUAUCUAUGAAUAAUUUUUAUUCGUAUUAAAAUUAUUAAUUUUAGUAGAUUAUUAUUUAUAAGUUGUUGAGUUUUGAGGAACCACAAUCUCAAAGACUCCAGUAACGAGUUGCCACUGUCAAAAACUCAAAAAAGUAAAAAAAGAAUUCCAAGUCAAAAGAGUUUUAAAUGUAUAAUAUAAUAUUUUAAAAUAAGAUACAUGAUUAAAAUUAACCUAUUAACUUAUUACCAAAGUAUAUAAAAUAUUUUGUACACUUAUUGGAAUAUAUUGGAAUUAUACUCAAUCUUCGAUACCUGUUGCCAUUUACAAACAAUAAUAUAGUAUUAAAUGAUGUUAAUUGAAAAAUUAUUUGUAAACAUUCACAACUUCAAAUGAUUUAAACAUAAUUAUUUAUAAUUUUUUUGUCAUAACAUUUUUAAUAAAUAUACAUAUAUUCAUUUAAAAUAGAUUUUAAAUUUAGAUUUUACAUUAAUUAUUUAAGGUCUAGUUCAAUCAAGUUUAAUCAAGUUUAAAUUGUCGAGUUUAAAAAAUAGGUAAGGUAACUUUUUAUAUAGUUCAAUUCAGUUUUAUUAUAAUUUAAUAUAAUUAAUAUCAUAGCCGUAACUACCAUUUUUCUGCUCUUAUUGAAAGUUAUACAUUUUUAAAUUCUUCACACUUAAGUUAUAAUUCAUUUUUAUAAAAAGGCAGUAUUUUUCAGACCGAUAAUUCUAAAAAGAGAUUCAAUAAUCUCACCAAGUUUCUGUCCAUGCAUGUUAAAUCGAAGAGGUUCAUUAACCUGAAUGAUAUUUAACCAUGAAAAGUAAGCUUCGAAUUAUUAUACAUUGAAUUCAAAAUUUUCAUUUUCUUCAUAAUUAAUAAAUUAUAACUGAUUUACACUGAAAUAUACAUUUUUUCAUUCGAUAAAUUAUUGUUACAUAGUAUUUAUAUUUCUUAUUUUUUGUUUUAUUUAUUUUAAUCGAUUAUCAUCAAUAUUUCUCGUGGCUCUGUCCUAUCCAUUUAUUUAUUAUUUGUAGUGAAGGCCUGGUCAACAGUAGUGUACGUAGGAUUUUUUUCAGGAUUGGCGUUGUGCUUAGAAUAAUAAAUGAAAAAUAAAAAAUUUUAAGAAGGUGAUUGUUCUAAUCCCUCUACCCCUCCCUUCAUUGUGCUACUGCCAAUCAUAAAUUGUUAUGGGCUCGAAGGUUGCCCUGUACCCGAUCAAUCCAUUGCUAUUAUCGUGAUAAUUUCGGUUCCUAGCACUGAUUCUUGAUCAAGAAUUAAAAAAAAAAAAAAAUCUAAAACAGCUACAGACUUAAUAGUAUUAAGCCUAUAAUAAAUGUGGCCUUAGAUAAUAGUUUCAUACAUCAUCCACUAGAGUGAGUUAAAAUCACGAGAUUUGUUACCCUAUGCAUUUCUAAACAGGCUUUGAUCAUGAGAUGACCAGACCUUAUCUUCCUAAGACUAGUUUACCGUACUAAAUCAGUGAUAAGGCAAACACUUGGGAAACGAAAGAUUCGGUUUCAACUCCUGGUCCGGUCACCUGAAUUUUAGCGCCAUUUUCCGAUUUCUAACGACUAACAUGUACGUUACCAGUAGCCACUGGUAAUCUAUAGUUGACAUACCAGCUAUUGAGUUAACUACUGCUAUUUUGACAAACAGCUAUAAUCACAAUGUUUUUGUAGGGUGCAUAAAAAGUCGAAAACAUAUUUAAUCAGAUUUUUGUUUGCAGAAUUAUAUUUUGUAGAAAAUAUUAUUCUGGAGUAGUAUUUUGUUUGGAAAUAAAAGAUCAUCAGUACUUUGUGGUUAUAGCUUAUCAUACGUCGUCGGGUAAAACUUGUUUGUCUUUAAAAUACAUCCCGACUAAAUACAGUUCCGCCCUCUUAAAUUAUUAUGAUAUAUAUUGUUAUAAUAUUAUAAUAAAAUUACAAAAAGCAUUUUAGAGUAUACUAUAUAUAUUAUUUAGUCUUAAUUUAGUAUUAAAAAAUUGCAUAUAUCCCCAAAAAAACAAACCUAUAUAUGCCUCUAUUAAAAUGAAUCUAUAUUUAAUAAAGUAUUUAAAAAAAAAAUUGAUAAUUGAUUGUCUUAAAAUGAUUUUAAUUAUAUUAUAAUUUUUAUCAUUAAGUAAAUAAUAAUUUUAAAUUAAAAUAUUUACAAAAUGAAAGCAUAAAUAAAGAGGAAUUAAUUUGUUAACGAUUAUCCUCCUGAGAAAAAUAAUCUGAUCUAUGAAAAUUUAGUUAAUUUUGACCAUAUAGUUUUUAUAAAAUUGGUCAAUAUUUUUCAGAUCAGUAGUAGUUUCUCCUCUUAGAAGAAGGAGUUCUUUAGUCCCAAGUCCAACACAAAUUUGUACAUGCAGGAGGCGUUCGUUGACUUGGUUACUAUUUGGCAAUGAUAAGUAAGCUUAAUAAUAAUUUGAAAUUUCUUAACAAAAACUGUACAUUUUUAAUAUUUUUAAACAUACAAAUCAUACAAUUAACAAAUUUUUGAAUAUAAAAAUGAUUUACUAUAAGAUAUCUUUAGUUAAUGUAUCCAUGACCAACUGACAUAGUCUCAUAGUGAAAUACAUAGGUCUAUUUAAUUAAUUAAUUUAUUAUGUCUAUUAUUAAAUUUUAUCAAAAUUGAAAUAAGUUAACAAAAACACGUAUUUGUGUUUAAACUAACCAUCGUGCAUAUUCGUCGUGUAUUUUUAAAAUGUAGAUAUAUUGUUUGUAUCUUUGAUCCAAAGAUCAGGGGAUAAUUACAAUUCUUAGAUAGGUAUUAAUAUUUAUUAAAUAAUAUAGGUAUAUUAUUAUAUAAUCUAACUAAAUCUAUGAUAAUAUAUUUUUUUAUUUUUUUACUUUUACAUUUUAUAAUAUUAACUCUAAUGUUUACCAAAAUUAUCAUUAUUAAAUAAUAGUUAUUGUUAUUUGUUACACUGCGUACGUGGCGCCGAAAAAUACCACCAAUGACUAGUUAUUGCACCGAAUGUAAUACGCUGCAGUCACACUCUGCAUUGCUGGGUGCCGAGCCUAAGUGAGCGAGCGAAGCGAUCUGUUUUUUUUUCAGUUUUAUUAUGGGCCGGUCAAAACUAUUGCCCCCCUUCUCUCAAAAGAUGAAAUGACGCCACUGACUACAGUUUAAAGCAAUCAUUGACUGCUAAGCCCUUAAAGCCCCCCUUCUAUUUGCGCCUAUGCUAUUUUAUAUACGAUUUGUGUACCUUAUGGAUUAUAUCAUAACUCUCUGUUAUAUUGAAAGCUCGAAAAAUGAUUUGAAAUUAUUUUUAUUAUCAUUUUUGGUUGAUUACAAAAUCUAAGAUAGGGGCUAUACCACUGCUGUUAUAUCGCACAAUAUGACGUGUUUGCGUACGUUUUGGGAAAUUUUAGAAAUCUCAGUGUGAUAUAAUAAUAUCUCUGAUAUCAACGAAUAAUAAUAAACUUAAUUCAACAUAAACAUAAUAUGUAUGUAUGUAUGUAUGUAAAUUGUGCACCUAUACUACUUAUAGUAAAUCCUAAUUUAUGAUUUUAUGAAUCUACUAAGUCAAAAUAUCCAUAUACAAAAUAACCAAAUUAAAAUUAAAAUAUUGAAGGACAAAAUAUCCAAAUUUAAAAUGAUAAAACGUUUUUAGAAAUUUUUAGAAAUUAGGUGGUGUACCUAGUCUACUUAUUUACGUUAUUAAAUUUUUGUUUCAUUUUCAUAUAUAUUUUAUUAUAUUAUAUUAUAUUAUCUGACUAUAACGACUAAUGUUUGUGAAGCAUAUUUUGUGGUAUAAUGGCUAUUUAAGUAAUUUAUUUUACUAUUAAUAAUACAGCGUAGUUAUCUAGAUUGAAUGAGUUUUACUAAAAAAUAAAGUGUUAUCUACUAACUUACGCAAUUAUCGAAUUAUUUAACAUUUUAACCUAAAUUGUAUUUUAUAUUUUUCGAGUGCCUUUUCGACGUUUCAAAAUAUUUAUUUAUUUAUAAAAACGUUUUUCUACGUUUUUAAAUUUGAAUAUUUUGAUCGAUCAUCGAUUUUGCAUAUUAACCAUUGCUAACGGAAAACGAUUAUGAGGGGAGUUUAGUUAAUAGUGUUGCUUUAUUAACAAUAUACAUUAUGGGAAAAUUCUUGUUCGUAUGAAGGGACGUUAGGGUAGGUGACCAAAAUAUUAGAAGUUCUUAGGAAACACCCGAAAGAAUCUCGGGUGAAUCCAUCAACAUUAACUGAUUAUUAAUUAGUACCACGGGAAAGGGGGAGAUCGCAUUGAUCUCAGAUACAAGACCGGCAAUAAAGCAAAAAUCUACUUACGCAGACCACGUAGAACGGUAGAAUACGCUUAAUUUUGGUUUUAGAGUAAAAUAACUUAGUGUAAAAUUUAAAGAAGGCAAGGCGAUGUUUUUUUUAUUAUAAUUAUUAUUAUUAUUCCGAAUAAAAUGUUAUAAAAAGUUAGUUCAUCGUAUAGACAUUUUGACUAAUUCAUCGUUUUUAAAUUACCUAUUGUAAUAUUUCAAAAAAUAAUUUAAGAACAAACAAUGUUUCAAACUCCGGAUUAAUAGUCCUCUUUUAAUUUUAUAAUAGGCUUAUACUCUUAAACCAAAAUUAAGCGAGUUCUACACAGUCUACGUAAGGUAGAUUUUACUAUAUUGCCUAUUAGUUGAACGGUACAUUUUUCAAUAAUAUAAUUGUUUACCAAAUUGUUUACCUAAGAUUUACCAAAUUUCGUUUGUAAAAGUCUGAACAAAUAAUUUUUAGAGUUCAACCAAAUAAUUUUGUAUAUUAUAGGUUUCACCUGUAGGUAUUCUUAUCUUUACUUAUAAUAUUGUAUUGUAUAGUAUGUAGGUACGUUAUUUAUUACAUACCAUUGUUAUGUACGUGGUUAUUUAUAAAAAAAUUAUCUUCAUUUUUUUUAAUUUAUCAUAAUAUUAUUAAGUUAAAUUAUUGCAAACAAUUAAUUGUUGAGUUAGUAUAAUAUAAUUUUACUGUGUCAAAAAUAAAUUAACAUUUAAUAUUAUUAGGAGUUAAUGCAAAUAUACAUUUAUUACUGAUAAAAAUGUACAUUUGAGUUAGAAUAAUAUACUUUUAACUCAUAAAGCUUACUCAUUUUCUAAAUAAAAUAUUACCUAUUAUAAUAUAUAGGUACGUAGGUAUGUAACAAUUUUUAUCUAUUUGUAUAAUAAUGUAGUGGUGACAGCUGUGCAACCAGAGCAGCAUCUGUAAACAGUACACUGUCUAAUAGUAUAACACUACCAAAUGUUCAUCCGCCACCUUUGACCAAGAAAAAUUCAGCAGGUAGUGGUUUGGGCUCUACAUCUAUUACUCUUCCCAAGUAUUUAUGGAUUCGUCUAGCAUUAUUUGAAAAACUUUUAGCGGUUAUCAUCGAUCAUUUAGUUCAAAAUUGCAGGUAAUAACAAAUAUACAUCAAGUUGACUGUAAACAUACCAUUCAUCUUCAAUGAUAAAAAUUAAAAGUGCUAAAAUUAAUUAUUAUUUUUUUUUUAGUAAAUAUUAUGAAAAAGAUUCUUUGGUGGCAGAUCCAGAUUAUGGAAGCAUUUUAAGUUCACUUCUUGGUAAUUUUAAAUGUCUAUUUUUGUGUUAGAUUAUUUAAACUUAAAUAAACAAUUUUUAUUUUUUUUCAGUUGGUCCUUGUGCUUUAGAUUAUUCACGUACAAAAUCUCAUGAUCAAUUUUGGACAGAUCCACCAGCUGAUGAGUUAGUUCAGAGACACCGUAUAUCAAGUGGUUAUCAUACAUCUCCACCCUGUCGUACUCCUAUAAAUGUAUGCUUUAUUCUAAUACAGUGGUCACCACUUAUUGGACUCAUUUUGAGACCUGACCAUUUGAGUCCAUUAACUGAAUGAGUCAAUUAGGCGAAUGACCUAAAAUACAUUUAAAAAAUGCUUAAAAUUAAAAACUUAUUUACUUAAAAAAUAUGUAUUGAGAUUCAAGGUAUGUAUAAUAGUAUAAUAAUCUAACUACGCUAUUAAAAAUGAAAUAAAAUAUGUAAUAUGUAGGUAUGUAAAAUCUAAUUAAUUUUUUGAUAAAAAUCCAUCUAGGAUUGAUUGAAAUUUUCCUUCUUCGGCCAUCUUUAUAAUCAUAUCUCCGUAGGAUUUAUGUUGCUCGAAUACGUCAAAAUCACCUCUUUGCUGAAUCCCUCUAUGUAGAAUUUGAAGAGCUUCUAGCAUUUGUUUAGUUGAUGGUGGUUUCUCAUCAGGUUCCUCUUCGUCACUAUCACCAGCCACAUUCUUUUUUGGCCGUUUUGACGGAAGCUCGUCAUGCCUUUUAAGAACAUCUAAUUUUUUUUCCACACUCAAAUCAUAUCGUUUUUUCAUUGUAUACGAACGAAAAAUACACAUGAAAAAUAAAAAUUUGUACAGAGAAUGUAAAUACAGACAACAUAAUAAACACAACGACGUCGUCUAUUCAUACACUACCUAUCGUACAAUACAAUACCUAUCUAUUGACAUUGACGACUGCUUGGUUUAUCGUGAAAAGGUAAUUUAUUUUAUCUCUUCGGUAAAAACAAAAUACUAGUACCGACUUACAUCGUAUUUAUAGCACAUUUGUUCAAAAUAUGUACAUAUUUUAUUUAUUUAUCUAAUUUUCCAAUGACCCUAUUAACCGGUGUGUGAGUCGAAUAGACUAAUUUUUUGAUGUGCUUUAUUAUGUGUGCAAAUCGUAACCACCUGUUUUGAGUCUAAUAGGCUAAUGAAUCAAUUAACCGUGAGUCCAAUAAGCGGCUGAUAACUGGUUUUAUAUAUGUAUAUAUAUAUAUAUUUAAAAUAAUAUAUUCCCCAAUAAAGUAUUAAAAUAAAAAAUUGUAGUUUAUGCCCAAUUUUUUAUAAAUUUAUUCAUAUAAAUAAUUACAUAAUUAAAUUACCCUAUUUCAGUAUCGUAGAAAUUUGAAUACUACAAAUAAUGAUGAUAACCAAAGACAAACUCCUAUAUCCGCUAAAGACUAUGUGGAAUCAUUGCAUCAAAAUAAUAGAGUUACUUUAUUAUAUGGAAAAAACAAUGUUUUAGUUAUACCGGUAUUUAUAAUAUAUUAUUAAUACUAAUGUUUCUAUUUAUUAGUAGUUGUACAAUUAAUUUGCAUUUUUUGAACUUUUCUACGUUUUCAGAAGGAUGUUAUUGAACCCAUGGCUGGUUACUUGUCAUUACAUCAAACUGCUAGUUCAUUAAUUAUAAAAUGGACUCCAAAUCAACUAAUGAACUGUAAUUCUCCUGGAGCUAAUCAAAAUGAUAAUCCUGAAAUUGAUAUAAGCAAUAAAAGGUUAGUGUAGUGUUAGUAGAAGUUUUUUGUAUAAAUAUUGCAAUAAAAACCAAAAUCAGUUAAAACUAGUGUUUUUCUAGGAUGUUCAUAUUACUGCAAUGUAAAUAAUAUAUAAAAAAAUGUUAUAAAUUAAUGUAAAAUACAAUUAUUAAAUAUUUAAUAACACAAAAUAGUAUAUAUGAUUUUGUGUAGAUAACCUACCUAAUAAUUAAUAAUGAUAUAAAUAUACUAUUUUAGUAUUGAUUGUUAUAAAAAAAAGCAAGUACUAAUAACAAAUUAACUAUACAUUUAUGUUAAUAAAAUAAUUAUUAAAAUUAUUUGAUAGAAAAUUGAAUGAUGAAAUAUGAAUAAAUUAUUUUAAUUUUCAAUGAGUUCUUUGUUUAAACUAUUUCGGGUUUUCAUCUUGUGGUUAAUAUGUUUAAAUAUAUAUAACCCUCAAACCAUUUUAACACAUUUGUCAAAACUAUAUUCGUAUACUAAUUUAAAAUUGUGUAAGCUAUGAUUUCAUUAUAUUUAUAUUUUUAAUUUUUUGUUUAAUAAUUAGUAUUGUUAUUAAGCUUAAAUAAUGUAGUUCAUUAUAAUACAUUCAAUGGUAUAUUUUUUUUAAAACAAAUUUCCAUUUAAAAAAAAAUAGAUUAUUAUAUUUUGAUAUUUUGUAAACUGAAUAAUCAAAACUAUGAAACAAAUGAACAUUAACUGUACUAAACUUUAUUUAUAAUGCUGUAGUUAUUAACAAUAUUGUAUAUUUCCAUGUUACAGCCAGUAUUGGGAUUAUGCAAUGAAUGUUAAUGUAGAUGAAAUAGUGUAUGUCCAUUGCCAUCAACAAGGUAUUUGUUUUAAUAACAAAAGUAAAAUAUACUAUAUUUGUGAUUUAGGAUAAUAAUGUUAUCUAUUUUUAAUGUAAAAGUAUGUAGGUUACUAAUCUAUUUUAUACUGUGUAAUAGUAUUAAUCCUAAAAUUAAUUUUUUAACUUGGGUUUUGUCAUUCCAUUUACAAUAACAGAUUAUAAAUUAAUUUUUUUACCUUUUAAUUAAAUAAAAUUGUGUACAACUAGAGGCAGUUAUAUGCAUUACGUAACCUUAUACACAAUUUCAUUUCGGUCCAUAAGCAUAGUCUGUACUUUAUGAUGAACUUCAAAUAUUUGAUGAGUUUUAAUUAGGUAUUUUAAGCAUUAUUUUUCAUGAUUGAUCGAAAUGCUUAUUAGUUAGGUUUUCAUGAACUCAUAAUAAUAAUUUAAUCUAAAUCAUACAAGUACUAAUUUGAUAAAUUUUACUAUUUUUUUGUCUUAUAAAAUGAAUCUAUGAGAUAUCAAUUAAAUGUUUUUGAAUAAAAAAUGAUUAAAAGUGUAUUAUAUUUAUAGGAAAUGACAAUGGUGGAACUAUAGUUUUAGUUGCACAGGAUGGUGUACAGCAACCACCAAUACAUUUCCCUCAAGGUGGCCAUUUGCUAGCAUUUCUUACUUGUUUAGAAAACGGUUUAUUACCACAUGGUCAAUUGGAUCCUCCACUUUGGCCACAGAGGGGAAAAGGUAGUUUUUAUUUAGUAUUUUUUCUUUCUUAUGAUCGAUGUAUACAAUUACUAUAGAUCCUAGGCUGGACUCUUCUAGAGGGUCUGUAAUUUGUAUGUAAGUUAAAAGUUAAAGAAAGAUUUCAUUUUGAUUUUUGCACUUGAUAUGGUUAAUACAAACUGGAACUAUUAAAAAUUAUUUUAAAUUAAAUUAAUCAAGAUAAGUUAGGAUGAAAACCUGGUUUUAUAACAUACUUGUAAAAUAUUUCUGUUUAGGAAAAGUGUUUCCUAAAUUACGAAGAAAAGGACGACCUCAAAUACAAGAUAUUUCAAAUGAUUUAUCUAGUAAUACAGAAGAAUCUCGAGAUUAUGUAUUUCAAAUAAUUAGUAAAGCUAGACAUGAAGAAUUUAGUAAGUUUUAAUUUAUACCAUGGGAUUAAAUGUGUAUAGGUACUGCAAUCUAUAGAGAUAUGUUUUCUUAAUUUAGUAAUUAUAAAUGUAUUUACUUCAUUAUAUAAUUGUCAAACGCUUGUUAUACCACUCUUCAAUAUAUAAUAUGUAUGGUAUAAUAGAUAAAUAAUUGUUUUUAUUAGUAUCUAGAGGAGAAGAAAUUUUGGAUGCAAAAAUUUGGUCUGUGCCUUUGGCUGCAAAUAAUAUGCUUAACAGAGUAAGAGGUCACUUGGAAUCAUCGUCAACUAAUUCAUCAUCAUCUACAUCUAGCAGUAUAGAUCCUGUAGCCUCUCCACUAUUAAUUGCUAAUCAACAUAUUAAUAAAGAUACAGGGUAAUAAUUAUAUUGUUGAAAAAUAAAUAAUAGUAAUAAACAAUUUUUCAAAUUCUGAGCAAAGAUAGGAAUAUAUCUUUAGUUUUACUAUGUUUUUUUUUGUGUGUAAACAACUUUUUUACCAGAAAUCUAGCUCAAAUUAAAAACUUUCUUUUAGCAUUUAUGAUUUAUUUAGUGCAUUGAUGACGUCAUUUUUCGAUUUUCUUAAUAGGUUUCUUAAUAAAUUAGAAAAACUACAUUUUUGUAGAUUUAUGUGUUAGCUUAACCCGGAUAAAAAUAAAGAUUAAUAUUUAAUACUCUGCUUGUUUUUCGUUAGCAAUGGUUGUUUUUCAUUACUUCUUAUAUAAAUUAAAUCCUUUUUAUUUUAUACAUUGUAUAGGUAUUUUGUUACCAUAUUUUAUAUACUGUAUAAUAUUAAAUUAUUACUAUUAUGUUAAACCCCAUUAAUUUUAUUACAACCAAUAACAUAACUAUGUCUGAUAAGUAUACUAUGGUCACUAUAAGCACUCUGAUAAACAGACAUUCCACUUUGUAUAAUUUUUUUUCCUCUUUCCCAACUUUCUUUCUUAAAUAGUUUGACACUUAUCAGCAGUAUCAGACAUUUUUAAAUUCAAAGCUCUCAGGAAUUGAAUAUUGGUUUUACCAUGAUGUGUGAGAUUUAUUUUUUCAUUUAUUGUCAGCGAAUAACUUUUCUAAAAUUGUAAAUCUUAUUAGGAGGUCUAGAAAUGUUGCUUGAAAUUUUAGUGUAGCAUGUUUUCUGAAAAAAAUGUUUGUGUUAGUGCAUUUAGGGUAGUUCUUUGAUUUUUAUUUUAUUUUUCUCAAUUAGAAAUUAUGUAGAAAAACCAGGAAAGUUGAAGGAAAUAAUUUUUUAUUAUUUUUGAUUUUGCCUUUUUUGUUCAUGUAUUUUGUUUGAAAAUAUUCAGAAUUUUAUAAUUUCCACUGAAUACCUACUUGUCCUAUUCUAGAUGGAGUCUACUUUUCAAGAACUGUUUGCCAUUUUUGAGCUUUAUAUAGGUAUUUGUCAUUUUCGCAGGAUUUUAGUUUUAUUUAGUUUUAUGGGAAUACAAUUGUUUUAAGACAGUAGAAAUGUAUGUACUAUAAAUUUGAGCUUUAUGUAUCACAUUUUUCAUAACCUUUUUUAAGUUCAAUUUAAAUGAAAAUUACAACAUAUCAAAACAUAGUUAAUCGAACUUUGCUCAAAAUUGUAUUUUAUUAGAUAGAUAUUUAUUUUUAUUUUUAUAUACAUAUACAAUUAUACAUUUUUCCAGUGAUUCUUUACAAAUUCUAUGUGAAACAAUGAAAAAGCAAAUUAUAUCAAGAGCAUUUUAUGGAUGGCUUGCAUAUUGUCGUCAUUUAACAACUGUUCGAACUCAUUUAUCUGGUCUUGUAAAUACUUCAAUAGUAGAUUCCAGUGAUGCAGAAGUAGGAUUAACUAAAGAAAAAUGGUAUUUAUUGAAAAAUGGUUCUGACUGUGUCAGCGAUGACUCGAAAUUUGACAUUUUUAGACUCACUUAUUUUGGCGGUGUUCAACAUGAAAUACGAAAAGAAGUAAGUAACAUUUAUACGUUUGUACUAAAUUAAUUAGGUUAACUAUUAUAUUAUAUAAUUCAAUGUUUUUAGGUUUGGCCAUUUUUAUUAGGUCAUUAUAAAUUUGGUAGUACAAUAGAAGAAAGAAAUGCUGUUGAUUCACGUUGCAAACAAGAAUAUGAAACAACAAUGUCUGAAUGGAUGGCUGUUGAAGCAAUAAUAAGACAAAAAGAUCGUGAAACAAUGGCGGCUAAUUUAGCAAAACUUUCCAGUGAAAGUACAUCUGGUGGAGAUGCACCGCCACCUACCCCUAUUAAUUCUAAAGUUCUUAGCCAAGAACUCAGUAAUGAUGUAAGCCAAUUGUGUUAAUGAAAAUAAUGAGUUUAUUAGUUUAUAACUUUAUUUUAAAAUUAUGAAAUUUAGGUAUUUGAAGAUAACGUUAAUUUUUCAUCCGAUGAAGAUAACCCUCCAGUUGUUGAUGAUACUCAAUUAGAAAACAAUGUUAAUUUAUGUGGCAAUAGUAUGUAAUGAUUUUAAAUUAAUUUUUAUCCAAAUAAAUAAGAAGUACGUAAUUUACUAAUUUUAGCCAACGAUCAACAAAACAUAGAAGAAAAUGUUGAACUUUCACCCAAAGGAGUUGAUUGUGAUAAAGUAAGUUAUUGUAGGACUAUUUUUACUUUUACUUUUAAUAUAAAAUAUUUUAUUGUACAAGAAAUAUGAAUGGAUCAGACGUAGGAUUUAUAUAUACUCCAUUUCUAUCCUUCUGAUCUCAUAUUGCAUAUAUCUUUUGAAAGGCCAUAAAAGUUCUUGUUUAGGUUCUAAAUGUUACUAAAAGUUUUAAUUUGGCAACAUGUUUAGUAAUUUUUUAUUCUAAUUCAAUUAGAUCUAUUCUUGAUUCAUGAUUCAACAGUUCAAGAAUAUUUUACUUGCAGUCCAAAUAAAUUCAGUUGAAUAGAUCCAUAAACAAUUCCUUAGCUAUGCAGGUCUCUAAUUUAAAAUUGACCAACAUUGACUCAUUAUUGCUAUAUCUGGUCAUGGGUACUUUAAAUCUUAUUUCACAUAAGAAAUGAUAUGUUAGACCUGAUCUUAACUUUUUAUUGAAUCUUAUUCAGAGAUAAUAGAUUCAUCCCAAUUUCUUGAAGAAUGUAUUGACCUAUGGGUUCCUCAGAUCCAUACCAAAUCCCAUGAGACAUUUUAUAUUCUGAAUUAUUGUUCAAAUGUUUAAUGAAUGAUCCCUUAAUCAAAUCUAUGCAAUCCUUUAAUGAUAAUAGUUUUGAUAUUUGGCUUUAAAUUAAAUUAAAUUAUAUUAUGCAUCUUGUUAAAUAGCUUUGUUACAUUGUUAUAACUAAAGACCAGAUUUAAUUGCAUUUAAAACACAAAAAUUGCAUAUUAAAAUUAAAUAAUUGCACCAAAAAAUACAUAAAAAAUGCAUAAUAAAUUGCACUAUAAAAAUGGAAAAGUUAUAUAAAAAAAAUUAGAUAAAUGUUACUUUUUUUAAUUAAAAUUGAUAAUUAGAUACAUUUUUAAAUUAUUUUCAUUAAAAUUAAAUCUUCUAUUACUUAAAAUAUGUUUGUACAAAUAAGAACUAUGUUAUACGUCCACACUAGUUAUUGGUGCAUAUUUAAAAUAAUUUAAUAAAGUAGGCGUUAUAUCUAAAUUAACAUUUGCUUUACCUGACAUAACUUCAUAGUAAGACUUUAAAGUUUUAUACCCUUCAUCUUUUUCAAUUACAUACAUACAUUUGUCUUUAAUAUUUUUCUCAUUUAGACCAGGAAUAUUUGUUAAAAUAUCUUCAAUUUUUCUAAAAUAUAUCCAUGCUUUUCAGUAAUUCACUAUUAGAUUCUUCCAAAUUUGUAAGAUUCAUGAAUAACUCGGAUAAGUGUAAUUUGCUUAACCACAUUUGACUAUAUUAUUUUGUACAAGCUAUUUCAGCUUUUCGACACUUGUAGCAUCAUCUAGUUAAUUUUCAAUUAUGUUUUUAAAUUUUUUUAAAUUAUUUGCAUAGAAAAGUGCAGCAUUUAACCAUGUUCCCCAUCUUGUAAUAAUAGGUUCAGCUGGUAAAGGUAUACCCAGAAUUUAUUUUCUGUAUUUAUUUAUUUUCGAUGAUGCCACCAUAUAUAUAUAUAGACACUUAUCGCUCGCUGGGCUCUCCAAGCUUCUAAAAAAUUCCGGACAAACAAUAAACGCUUAUGAUUUAAAAACAUGUGGAAAAUUGUAUAAAAUGUCAAAAAUUGAAAAAAAAAAUGAAUUAUAAAAUUUAAUAGACAGAAGAUUUUUAGUAUAUAUCGGCUAAAUAUUUUAUCAGAUCUAAUUUAUCUUUAUUGUAAAAAAAGUUGCAAUAUCAAUUAAAUCCAGUCUUUGUUAUAACAUAUCAUUUUUUAAAUGUUCAAUUAUUCUUUUGUAAAAGUUGAUUGGUGUUUAUACUAAUAAAUUAUUUUUUUAGAUGGGUAAUUUAAACUAUAAUAUAGAUACUGAAUUUAUUUAUUUAAAUUAUAUUUUAUUUACAGAUUGCACUUUUUGUUUUAGAAUUCCUUAUCGUCAGAUGAAGGAUUAGGUAAAGAUGAAGUUACCGAAAAAGAAAUCAUCAUUAAGAAAGUAGUUGAAAAUUCAUCACAAGGUAACUGAUAUGUUUUAUACUUUUUGUUACCUAUUUAUAUACAAAAUUUGCUGAUUAUAUAUCAUAAUAAUUUUUAUCCAAUUAUAUAUCGCAACCAAUUUUAAGAAUUUUGUUAUACAUAAUAUUCUAAUUAAAAAAACUCGUACUUAUACUAAAAUUAUUAUUUUUCUAAAAGUAUUCUUCAUGUUUAAUAAUUAAAAUUCACCUAUUUUAUUUGGCACUACUUUAUAAAAAAAAUAUUGUAUAGGUACUGAAAUAUAGGUACUUAACUAUUCAAUUGGUUGUAAGUGGAAAUUUGAUUAUUGUUUAUAUAUAAAUAAAUAUGGGGUCCGAUGUUAUGAUCUCCCAAAUUUCUGAUGUGAAUUCUAAAAAAAUAGUACCUAUAAUAUACAUAAACAAUUUUUUUUAUUUAUUUUAAAUACGUAUAAUAGUUUUUUUUUUUUUUUUUUGAUUAGGUUUUAUAAAGUAAAUCGUCCAAAUAUUUAGCGCUUGUGAAAAGCUUUCUGCGUUACAAUCAUAGAUUCACUGUGUUUAAAAAAAUUUCGAUUACAAGCUGUCAAGCUCUGAUGUUCACCUGACCUGCGAGGAUAGCAUGACAACAAUUAAAAACCUGACCGAUAUGACCAACCAAUUCCCACUAUCAUCUGGUGGUCUGGUGACGUUACAGUAAUUAUUUAAAAUGUGGGAGUUAAUUUCAUUACGUUGGACCCUGUACAAUAGGCAACAUAAACAUUUAGAUUAGGUAUUCUAUCUCCACUGUAGGUAAAAAUAUUUUUAGUGGUAUGAUAUAAAUUCUGAAAAAGACUUAUCAUAAUAAAAAUCUAAAAAUUAUAGUUUUAUUUUGGUGAACUUAAAGUAAAAUGAUGAAAUAAAAGAAAACUGGUUAAACUACAAAAUAGAUUGAUUUACAAAAAUUUAAAUCUGUUUAAUCCUUAAAAUGGUUGAAGUUAGAAGUAAAAUAUAACUCAAUUUUUCCGUUACAUAUAUAAUAGAUAAGAAAAGCAUAAUCAUAUUAAAUCACUAUAAAGGUUACCUAAUUACUAAUGUACCCUUAUUUAUUAUGAAAUGUUUUAGCUAUUUUUUAUAUACUGUAAAAAUUUGAAUUUAUUAUUUAUUGUUUAUAAUAUAAACUUUUAAUCAACCUCAUACACAAUAAUAGUAAAUAUAAAAUAAAUCAUAGAAGUUUAUUAUUAUUUUUUAUUUUUGUGAAUAUUUAAUGUUAAUUUCAUAUAAAACCCCAUGUUUUUAAAAGUACCUUUUACAUUUUAAAAUUAACUAUUAACAUUCUUUCACUCCCUUAGAUAUAUCACGAAUUUGUCCUACUUCGGUUAUUGUUACUGCUAAUAUAAGUCUAGAAAAAACAAUGGACAAUUGUAGUGAUAAAGACGACAACAAUUUUAAAAUAGGUAAGUAUUAAAAAAAAAAAGAGCUGUACAAAGGUCCGGUUGUUAGAUACUCAUUUAAUUUUUUUAGACCAGUACAAUGUACCUAACCUAACCUAAUAAUAGUUUCCACUGUUAUUAUUAUAUUAUAUAUAUAUAUAUAUAUAUAUUACUAUAUAUCUAAAGCUUAAUAUACUAUAGAGUUUAUGUUAUGUUAAGUCAGUAUAAUAUAAACUCUAAAUCAAUUAAAAUAAAAUAUUUUUCAAUUUUAUGAUAUAAAUUUAUCAAAUCUAUUUUAAUAUUUGUUAAAAUUAUUAGUUUAGUCUUCAAAAUAUUAAUAAGAGGUGAUAGUUGAAUUUGUUUACCUAAUAUUGGUAUUUUAAAUUUAUAUAAAUCUAUUAUUUUUCGUUUAUUUCAUCAACAAUACCUCGUAAUUGUACAAUAUAUUAUUUUUGAUAUGUAUCCAAUCGAUUUUCUAUGAUUAGAUAUAAUAUGUAGGCAUGUUCCCUAUGUAAAAAAUUAUUAUUUCUAUAUUCAUACUUUUUAGAAAACGAAGAUAAUAAAUCUUCUAAACUAGCAGUGGAUGACAAUGAAGGGAUGGGAGGGACUAACCACGAACAAAGAUCUGCUUGUAUAUCUCCAGCGAGUUCACAAGGAGGAAUUUAUCCAGUAAACAUUUAAAAAAUAUUAAUUUCUACUUAUCUAUAUUGAUUAUUGAAAUAUAACAUAUAUCUAUGUAGGUAGAAUUGGUAGAAAAUUUUGGACUAAAUGUACAUAGAAUUGAUAAAGAUGUUCAACGAUGUGAUAGAAAUUAUCCAUAUUUUACUCUUGAAAAUCUUGACAAACUAAGGAAUAUUAUAUGCACGUGAGUAUUUUAAUUUUUAAUGAAUAACUUGUUUUAUGAAUAACAAAAAUUGGCUUAACUAUUUUAUGUUUAGUUAUGUCUGGGAUCAUUUAGAAAUGGGAUACAUGCAAGGAAUGUGUGACCUUGUUGCUCCACUUUUAGUUAUUCUGGAUGACGAAACAUUAUCCUAUUCGUGUUUUUGUUUAUUGAUGGAAAGAAUGUCUGUAAAUUUUCCUCAUAGUGGUGGUGCUAUGGACACUCAUUUUGCUAACAUGAGGUGAUAUUAAAUUAUACUUUUUUCUGUUUUGUUAUAAACUUGAAUAAAUAUAAUUUAUAGAUCCUUGGUACAAAUAUUAGAUUCAGAAAUGUUUGAACUUAUGCAUGAAAAUGGAGACUUCACUCAUUUUUAUUUUUGUUAUCGAUGGUUUCUAUUGGAUUUCAAACGAGGUAACUUAACAUACAUAUUGAAAUAAUGAUUGUUAAUGAUUCUAAUAUAAAAUAUUUAGUUGUAAUAAAUAUAAUCUGAACAAAUGAGCAAUGAGAGAUAUUAUUAUUAUAUUUUUAUAUCAUGAUUAAAUAAAAUACUAUUAUUACCAAAAUGUUUCUGUUUUAUUAGGUAUAAUUUUGAAUAUAAUAAUAUGUAAAUCAAUGGUUUCUGGUGUUAAGCUCUUGUCUCACUUUUUCACCUUGGGACAGAAUUUAAGGAAAUUAUUUUUAAUUUGACCAUACAAUUAUGUAGGGGUUCUCUAUUUAAAAUAUAUUAGUUUUGUUUCAGUUGUUUUUUAGUAUUUUUUUUUUUUAUAAAUAUGUGUAUAAUCUACAGAAGGACUUUAUACUUAUAAAUAAAAAAAAGUUCUAUUUAUAGGUUUUUUCCAUGUGUAGUUUUACAAAUAUAAUAAACUUUUAAAAACAAAUGUUUAUAUUUUUUUAGAAUUAUUAUAUGAUGAUGUAUUUACGGUAUGGGAAACAAUAUGGGCUGCCAAAGAAAUGUCUUCUUCUCAUUUUGUAUUGUUCAUUGCACUUGCUCUUGUGGAAACAUACAGAGAUAUUAUUUUGGCCAACCAUAUGGAUUUUACAGAUAUAAUCAAGUUCUUUAAUGGUAAACUUAAAAUCAUCAAAUUUUAAUUAAGUUCUAUUUCAAAAUUAUUAUUUAGCGCUUAUGAUUCUUCUAUAAUAAUAUAUAUUUAUUUAUUCAUUAAUAUAAAUAGGAAUUAUAAAUAUUUUUUUUUGCAUACAUCAGAAAUGGCAGAACAUCAUGACGCUAAAACAGUUUUAUCAUUGGCAAGAAAUUUGGUGUUACAACUACAGACUUUAAUUGAAAAUAAAUAAAAUAGUAAUAUUAUUUUACUCCAUGACGUACAAUUAUGAUCUUUAAGUACAUUUUGUAUUAUUAUAUUAUAUUUAUUUCUAUUAAUUAUGUAUUAUUAUUUGAUUAGAGUAGUCUGGUCUAGAUAUUGCAGCUUGUAACUUAUGUUUCAAUGUCAAUGUGGUGACCAGUGGCACAUUAAAAUAUUUUUAAAAAAUAAUUCAUUCCAACUACAUAAAAUUAGCUGUUAAUUUUAUAAUAAACUAUAAUGUAUCAUAUACUAAAAAAAAAAAAAAUAUUAAGGUUUAGCUUGUGUUAUUUUUAAAAUAUGAUAUUAUAAACAAAAAUAAGAUAUAAUUAUGAAAACUAAUUUUAUGCAUUUUUUAUAUAAUACAUUAAAUUAUUUAAUUUAUUUUCUUGGUCUAACCACAUUUAUACAAAUUGUAUUACAGUCCUUGUUCUAUAUAAUUGUGUUAUAUAGUAAAAGCCAUUUUUAAUAUCUAUAAAUAAUAUUUGGUUAUGGAAUCCUAACAGCAUUAGUUGAAAACUAAAAAACUUUUCUUUAAUAUCCACUUAAUGUAAUUAUGUAUAUAGUUGUUACUUUUUUAGAUUCAGAGUGUAGCGAGUGAUCUAUUGGUUUUAUUAUGAUGUGCGUUUUUAUAUUUUUAUUUUACCAGAAAAAUUGCCCGAAAGUAUACACCAAGGGUGACCACUAACCUUAAUUUGGGAGCUGCAAAUUUAUAAAACUAAAUCGAGGCGAGCCACAUUAUAAAGCGAUGUUUAUAAAAUGAAGACACAUUUUUCAUUUUCAAUCAAAUGAAGGAAUAUUUAUUUUUACACUACACAAAACAUUAUUAUUAUUAAUAUUAUUGUUGUUUUACUUAUGAGAAGUGCUUUUUCGAGUAUUCAUUUUUUCUGUAAGUUUUGAAAUGUGGUUGAUAAUUUGUAAGCACAGUUCAUACAAGUCCACUUAAAUGUUCAUCAGUUAGUUCAGAUCGAUAUUUAGAUUUAAUGAAUUUAAUUGGCUGUUGUGCCAAUUUAUAAUAACAACUGUAAUGAUAACGAAACCCACGGCAAUAAAAACACUAACGAUUCUAACGAAAUUAUAUAUAUAUAUGUAUAAAUUUUAGUUUAAGUUUGGUUCAAAACCCGCAUGCGGAUCAUGAGCCUCGUUGUAGCCACUCCUGGUACAGGCCUUUUUGGAAAGUUAAUUUUCUCUAGUUGAUGCAUUGAAAACAGGUUAUUUUUUUAUUUUUCAAGAAGUUUUCGAAAUAAUUGGGAAAAACCGAAAGAAUACUACAGGUAAAACGCAUAUAUUUAUGGCGUGCUGCGAUGUUACCAUUUUCACUGUGUUAUACUUAAGUUUUCUACCAAAAAUAUUACUCCAAUCGAAAAAUGACAGAUCAAAUUUAUUCCUAACAUAUAGCCACUGACAUAAUAUCUUAUUUUUUGAUAUCUAAUGGAUUUUUCAUAGUAAUUAGGAAAAACCAAAAAGGACAAAAUGUACAAUUUUUUUAAAUUAUGGCACAAUGAUUUCAUUAUUUUAAAGUUAUAUAGUUUAUGUUUUCUACUAUAAAUAUUACUCCAAUAAAUAAACUAUAAGACUUUUAUGUUACAUUUUUAAUCUAAUUGGUAUCUAAGAAAGCAGUUUUAUUAUUUUCAAUAUUGUUUUUGUUUUUUUUUUUUUUGUAAUUCAGGUUUAAAUAUUCGUAGACUUAAAAUUGGUACAAAAAAUGUAUACUUAGUUUUUAUAUACGAGGUAUUUCAUUUAUUUUUGAGUUAUUUAUAGAUAUUUUAAUUUUGCAAGUUUUUUUAUGUAUUAUUAAUUUGGUAGUUACUAUGUAGAUAAAUUGUGACUUAACAGAAAUUCUUGAAAAUUUAAUAGGUUCAAUAUAUGUCGUAUUAAGUAGAAAAAAAAAUUAGUUUGAUGUAGUAUCACGGCCUUUCAAAAUAUGUAUAACCGAACUUCACUUCGAAUUGUUUUUCGUUUAUUGUUGGUUACAGGUAUAAAUUAAAUAACUAUGUACCCCACUUUCUUCAAUACUCACCUACAACAGUGGUCUCACCUGUCCCCAGAUCAGUUAUUUUGUUUAUUUAACUGCUUCUAGAGGGGGAAUUGCUUUUACAUUGUUUCCUCUAGGUAUAGUUAUUACUUUCUACUUAGCUAGUACCUACAUUAAAUAUAUUUAUUUUUUAAUAUUACUAUUUAAAAAAUAUAAAAUUAACGAUCUUAAAUUAUGUUUACUUUUACAUGACUCUUUAAAAUUGAUUUUAAAAAGUAAAUUGUGAAAAGUACAUACUCACUUGGAAAUUUUUAUAGAAUGCAAUUGUUUUUAAUAUUUUAACUAACUUUUAAUAGAGGUAGGUACUACAAUUAUCAAUGUACAAUGUACCUUUGUACUAUAAAUUAAUAUUUUCGGUUUAAAAUUAAUAAUAUUUAUUUUAAUAUUUUUCAAUAUAAAAAAAAUGUAUUUUUAUUUGCCUAAGAGUAUAAUUUUAUUCUAUAUUAUACCUAUUUUAAAAUUA
Messenger RNA from Cinara cedri, 31856 nucleotides. Lineage: Eukaryota; Metazoa; Arthropoda; Insecta; Hemiptera; Aphididae. The record is from the annotation of a GenBank genome assembly.